AUGGAUAGCAUGAGUGAGGCAUUUGAUCAAAUGCAAAUGGUCAAGGAUGUUAUUGCCAACAGUGAUAAAGUUUCAGAGGUCCUACAAGAGUCUACUCAUCAGUUCAACCUGCUUACUUCACCCACCUUCCUACCAAAGGUCAAGGAUCAAGGGAAAUUCACUCUCCCUUGCACACUUGGGCAUCUUGAGAUUGACAAUGCCUUAGUGGAUUCUGGAGCAAGCAUCAAUCUGAUCUCUCUCUCCAUGGCAGAGAAGCUAGGCAUUGCUGGAGCCUUGCAGCGCCCUACUACUUCAAUCAUGUUUGGAGAUGCAACUUCUAAGUCUCCUCUUGGAGUGUUCAAGAACUAUCACUUGAAAAUUGGAGAAUGCAUCAUCCAAACUGAUCUCACUGUGAUGGAAAUGGAAGAAGAGAAGGAUUUGCCUUUGUUAUUGGGAACCCCUUUCCUUAGUACAGUUGGCGCUUCAAUAGACUUUCACAAGCAAGAAGUGAUCCUUCACAAGGUGAAUAGUUUGGUGUCAUAUCGCUUGCAGCCUAGAGGUUCAGACUUUUGUGCCACAAUUGACAGUACCACUCUCAGUUCUAAGAGUCAUGGAGCUACAAAGGUUGUGAAGGAAAGGUUGACAAGGAACCAAGAGUUGGGAAGGAUAAGGAUGAGAGAGGACCAAGGAUUGAGAAGCCACGUCUUGAGAGGGCUAGAGUUGAGAAACCACGAUCUGAUAGGCCAAGAGCUGAGAGACUUGUUCAAGCCCCUUGUGUGCUUGAUGAAGAGAGCCUUCAAGCUUUGUUUGAUGAGCCACUAG
Molecule: messenger RNA, 801 nt
Organism: Microthlaspi erraticum
Lineage: Eukaryota; Viridiplantae; Streptophyta; Magnoliopsida; Brassicales; Brassicaceae
Source: the annotation of a GenBank genome assembly